Messenger RNA from Cloeon dipterum, 1874 nucleotides. RefSeq lists its product as uncharacterized. NCBI's taxonomy places the organism in Eukaryota, Metazoa, Arthropoda, Insecta, Ephemeroptera, Baetidae. The record is from RefSeq and is a predicted model, not a curated record. The transcript has 5 exons. Bases 92 to 1096 code for a protein of 334 amino acids.
GACACCAUUGGGUGGCGGGGGUGGUUGCAGAUGAGACGCAGUGGGCCCCCGACGGCCGCCAAGGAGUCAGCUCAACAGAAAAAAAGCUGAAAUGGCGUACUCACUUGGACAGCCCCGAUUCACACCGUUCAAGGUGUCCCAGGAGACCCUGGCCAACCACACCAAAGUCUUGUCCAAUGGAGCUGUCGGAGUGAACUUCCACGAACUGGCCGCCCCCAACCUGGCGAACUCGGCCGUGCUGCGCAUGCUGGAGGAGGAGGAGAGGGCCGGAGGUGAGGCUUCCCCGCCGAGCAGGCGGCGCGCCCUCAAGGGCGUCGUCUGGCCCCCGACGCCCCCCACUUCGCCGCGCACGGGUCGGCGGCUGAUAGGGAGCCGGCCGGACACCCCCACCGAUUGGCCGCCGAGACAAACGCGUCUCGUUGAGCCACCCGACGUGCCGGUGCCCGCGCGCUUGGCCGCCGACGCAGUCCUUUCGAACUCGAACUCGACCCCCUUCAGACCUGAGAGCCCCGCAGGAGGCAUCAAGAGGGUGACUUGGCCGCCCCCGCCAUCAGACGCAACCGUAGUCGCUGCGCAAAUCGAGCAGCCACGUGAUAUCCCGAACCUUCAGGGAGACCUAGUGGCGCAGCCGCCGGCCACUCUUCUCUACUCUCCGCCGCCGCAGCAGGGGGCAGCCGCUCCAAGCUACCCGGCCGCCGCCGCCCCCGGAGGCAUGGAGGCGCCCGCAAGCAACAGCACGUGCGUGUUCACGAUCCCAUCGUCGGUGGCGGCGCCAUCGCCGCCGCCGCCGGCCUCGAUCACGCUGCGUGCGGCGGCGCCCGUGACGCAGGCGCCGCCACCGGUGGUGCGCUCGCAGCCGGCUGUGCCGGAGGCGGCGUUCGGUCGGCGUGGCGACGCCAAGUGGCCGCCGCAGACGGUGCGCGUGCAGCGGCAGGCCGAGGAGCAGCAGCGGGCCGAGAUCGCCAAGGGGCCCGCCUUCCGCCCCCGCCGCCCCCAGAAGGACUACUCGUCCUUCUUCGAGCAGAACAAGCUGCUGCCCACCUACUCGCACUACAGGGCACCCCCUGGCACCCAGCACUACCCCGUCGGCCAGUGAGAUCCGCGCGCACGCACUCGAUUUUCUUUUUUAAUUCUAAUUAAUUUAUUUUUUGGUUGGCGGUAGCAGGAACAGAUUGUGAUUUUUCAGCGCGUAUGCGAAAAUUGCCAAAUCCGGUUUAUGAUACAUGUCAUUGAUUGCGCGAGGCCCGAAUUUUUUUCAAAUUUGUUAUAAUUCUAUUUAAUCGCGUGUAAAUGUAAAAUAAUAAUACUUUUCGUAUAUUUAUAUACCUACUGUGUUAAACCAACAAACAUCAUCAAAGUUGGCUGUACCCCCGUAUCGUAUUUAAUCUGAACUUGUUGUGUUGAACGUAAUGAUUAAUAAUUUGUUAUUAUACAGUAGCUUUGGUAACAUUAUUUUAAUAUUUAUUUAUUCACUCUCCUAACGUUUUGUUGAAUUCUAUCGACUGGUCAAUGAUUUUUAUUCAAUUUUUUGCAGCCACGCAAUCCUUUGACGGUGAACCUUGAUCAAAUUUCAUGAUCAGUGAUUUUAUUCAACACAUGAUGGUUGCACAUUAUCAAAUCGCGAUUCGCACAAUCCGAACUGUAUUCAGGCUCUGAAAAUUUCCGCCACGGACCUGACCUGGAGGUCGAGACAGCGUUUUUAAGACUAACCCUUCCAGAUAUUUGAGCUCCCUGCCGUCGAAACCGGUCUGCCAGCUGCGGUCCGUAGGCGGAAAUUCAACGAAAAUAUGUGAAAUGCCGCGCUGUAACUAUGUGAACAGUAACGAAAACGCUUGCUUGAGAUAAUAAUAAAGCUGCUUUCUCAUUUAAAAAAA